GUGCGAGAAGAAACGAGAUGAAGGUGGCAGUGAAGAGAAUAAGUAAAAUAAGUAAAUAAAUAUAAGGGAUGUUAUAAAACUUUUGACUACGUUUUGGCUUCGUUUAAAUUUUUCUUUGAUGCAAGAGUGAAUAUUUUUACAACUAUGGACAUUUUUGUAAUUUUAAAUUUGUAAUAAUCUUUAUGUUUGAUGUGUUUAAACGUUUGAACAAAAUACUCAAUUCUGACAAGGGAAACUGAAGUUGGUUUUUAGCUAUUUUGAAAUUAGGCUAUUUGAUACAAAAUGGUGUGCGAAAAGUGUGAGAAGAAACUGGGAAAGGUUAUAACACCUGAUCCUUGGAAAAGUGGAGCAAGAAAUACUGUUGAGAGUGGUGGUAGGAAAGUUGGAGAAAAUAAAGCCCUGACGGCUAGCAAAAAUCGGUUUAACCCUUACACCUCCAAAUUUGAAACUUGUAAAAUAUGCAGACAGAAGGUGCACCAAGUGGGGUCACACUAUUGCCAGCCCUGUGCUUACAAAAAAGGCAUUUGUGCUAUGUGUGGAAAGAAACUAUUAAAUACUAAACUGUAUAAACAGUCAUCUGCAUGAAGUGAGUUAUUGUAUAGCUCGACAAGUAAUAUCAAUGAACUUUUGUUGAGUACUUCCAUUGAAAUAAAAGUGUUAAGUUUAUCAGUAAAUAAUUAUAUUGAAAUUUAUUUGUAUAUAGGUCUGUGUACAACUGAAAGUACUUAUUAAUAACCAUAUAUAUGUAUACAUGUACAAUGAUAUGUUUGAUAAUUUUGUAAAUAAAGUUUCACUUUAAGUAUAAA
This is a messenger RNA of Homalodisca vitripennis (glassy-winged sharpshooter), 806 nucleotides long. Its product is annotated as cysteine-rich PDZ-binding protein-like. Gene Ontology annotation, molecular function: microtubule binding; PDZ domain binding. The coding region runs from base 283 to 585 and encodes 100 amino acids. Gene Ontology annotation, biological process: cytoplasmic microtubule organization. Gene Ontology annotation, cellular component: dendrite. The transcript has 2 exons. NCBI's taxonomy places the organism in Eukaryota, Metazoa, Arthropoda, Insecta, Hemiptera, Cicadellidae. The record is from RefSeq and is a predicted model, not a curated record.